AGUAACAAAUUCUAAAUAAAGUUUAAAAUCAGAAGAAAAAAAUAUACAAAUAUAAAAUCAAUAAGGCGAAAAUAUAGAUGUUUUUAAUAUAGAGGAAAAAAAUCAAAGAUGCUAGAUAUUUUAAAAAUUAUUAGAAAAUAAUGUAAUUAGCUUUAUAAUUACAGUAAUAACAAUAUAUGCUUUAUUUGGAGAUGAUAUAAGAAUUUUAGCAUUUGAUAAAGUUAAUAUAAAAAAAAAUAUAAAAUAAAAAAAAUAAAAAGGAUUAAGAUAUGAUAUUUGAUUAUAUCAAUAUAAUAUCAUUAGCUAUAUUUGUUUUAGAAAUUGUUUUUAGUGUAUUCGCAAAACCAGGAUAUUAGUUUUCUUUUUUUUUUGGUUAGACAUUAUUUCAACGGCUUCUUUAUUAUUAGAUAUUUAAUUAAUUAAUUCAUUUAUUUUUAAUUCAAAAGCUGCUAGUACUGCAUCAUUAGCAAGAGCAGGAAGAGCUUCGAGAAUAGGGACUAAGGCUGGUAGAGUUGUAAGGCUUGUUCGACUUAUUAGAAUUAUUAAAUUAUAUAAAGCUACAUAAGAUUAAAAUAAAUCCUUAGAUGAAUCAGAAGAAUCUUAAUUAACUAAAAAGAAGAAAAAAAUAUAACAAAAAUAUUUGAUUUCUUAAAUUAGUGGUGUUGUAAAAUAAGAUGAUCCUUUAUAAACAUAAACUCUAGUUUAAAAAGAUAUUAGUAAAAAUUACAAUAAUAUUAUUAUUAUAUAUUUUUUAUAAUUUCAUAUCAUAAAAAAAAAAUUAGAAUUAUAAAUUACUUUAUAAAAUAUAAAUAUUUUUUUAAUAUUUAAUAAAUAAAAAAAUAAUAAGAAAAACGAAUAAAAUAUAAAAGAAUCUCGAGUAAGUAAAAGACUUUCAGAUUUAACAACAAAACGCGUAAUAAUAAUAGUUUUGUUAUUAUUAUUUACAAUGCCUUUAUUAUCUUCUGAUUAUUUUUUCGAUUUACCUUCUUCUUUAGAAUUUUAAGUUGAUCAAUUUGCCGUACUAAUAUAUGAUGAAAAAUCUACUCAUGAAGAUAUUAAACAAACAUUUAUCGGAGUCAUUAAUGUUCUAAAAGAUUCUGAAAACCCUAUUAUUUAUUUAUAAACACCUUUUAAUUUUAUUGAAAAAUUCGAAGAUCCUGUUUUUGAAACUUUAAGGGAAAAUGAAAAAACUCCAUAUGCAUUAUCUUUGGAUAUUCAAAGUUACCAAAAAAGCCAUCCAUGGGAUCUUCCUACGAUAGAAUAUUUAAAAAGCUAGAAUGAAGAUAGUUUAUAAUUUGAAGCUUUUUUAAAUGCCAGGAGUACUUCAUUUUUAACUGCAGCGCUUUCUUUAGGAAGAACAAUUUUUGUUUGCUUGCUUUUAACAAUGGCAGCACUUUUUUUUUCAAAAGAUGCUGAUGAUUUAGCUUUAAGGCCGAUUGAAAGAAUGAUUAAUAAAGUAAAUUCAAUCGCCAAAAAUCCAAUAAGUGCUAGAGAUGAAGAAAUUAUAAAGAAUGAUUAAAUGGAAGAUUAAUAGGAGACUACUAUUAUUGAAAAUGCUAUAAUUAAAAUUGGUACUUUAUUAGCCUUAGGUUUCGGUGAAGCUGGAAGUGAAAUUAUAGGAAGUAAUAUGGUUAAAUUAGGAGAUAUUAACCCAAUGAUUGAAGGUAAAAAAAAUAGUGGGAUUUAUGGAUUCUGUGAUAUUAGAAAUUUUACAGAUGCAACCGAAGUUUUAUAAGUAUUAUAAUUUUAAAAUAAUAAUAUAUAUAUAUAUUUAAUUAAAAUAAAGGAAGAUGUUAUGCUUUUUGUAAAUAAUAUAGGAGAAAUUGUACAUAAAAUGGUUGAUAGAUAUAUGGGUGCUGCUAACAAAAAUAUUGGAGAUGCCUUUUUACUUGUAUGGAAAUUGCCAGAAGAUAAAUAUAUUAUAAAAAGUGAUAAUGAAAUACAUUUCAUAGAUUUAGAAUAAGCAAGUAUGUACGCAGAUUUUGCUCUUAUUUCUUUUAUGAAAAUUCAUGCAAAAUUAUACAGAGAACCUAAAAUCCUUGCUUAUAGACAAGAUAAAAGAUUAAAUAAAAGAAUGCAAAAUUAUAAAGUUAAAAUAGGUUUUGGCUUGCAUAUUGGAUGGAGUAUAGAAGGAGCUAUCGGUUCAGAAUUUAAAAUUGAUGCGUCUUAUUUAUCCCCAAACGUUGGAAUGUCAAAUAGAUUAGAAGCAGCAACAAAGGCUUAUGGGGUUCCUUUAUUAAUUUCAUCGAAUUUAUUUGAUUAACUUUCUGAAAGUAUGAAGAAAUUCGUUAGAUAAGUAGAUUAUGUGACAAUAAGAGGAUAAAUAAAACCUAUUGGAUUUUAUACUAUUGAUAUGAAUAUUGAUGAUAUGCCUAUUUCUAAAGAAUAAAAUUAAAAUAUUAGUAAAAAUGAAAGAAAACUUUUCGAUAUUUUUAAAAAAUAAACAAUUAUUAAUUUUCUUGAACAAAAAUGUUUUCAUGCUGAGACUUAUUUGAGAAAAAAUAAAGAUUUAAGACUUCUUAUUAAAAAAUUCGAUUUCAAUUUCUUUGAUAAAUACAAUACAGCUUUCAAUUAAUAUUUAAUUGGAAACUGGGCUGAUGCUAAAAUUAACUUUUAAGAAUGUUUAUAAUUAAAACCAAAUGAUGUACCUACUUAAAAUAAACUUUAAUUUAUGUAAGAUUUAAAUUUUGAGGCUCCCUAGGAUUGGGAAGGACAUUAUCCUUUUAUUGAUUGAAAUUU
This is a messenger RNA of Ichthyophthirius multifiliis, 2739 nucleotides long. RefSeq lists its product as hypothetical. Lineage: Eukaryota; Ciliophora; Oligohymenophorea; Hymenostomatida. The transcript has 5 exons. The record is from RefSeq and is a predicted model, not a curated record. Gene Ontology annotation, biological process: cyclic nucleotide biosynthetic process; intracellular signal transduction.